Suillus plorans is the source of this 769-nucleotide messenger RNA. RefSeq lists its product as uncharacterized. Lineage: Eukaryota; Fungi; Basidiomycota; Agaricomycetes; Boletales; Suillaceae. The record is from RefSeq and is a predicted model, not a curated record. The transcript has a single exon. Bases 48 to 488 code for a protein of 146 amino acids.
UCCGGCCAAAUCUCUGACAUUCUGGGAUAUUUUGGCCACAACGAAGCAUGAACCGAACACAUGAGUUGGACAUAUCUCUAGAGGAUCAUCUUCUGGAAGUUCUAAAUGCUCUUCCGACUAUCUUACCCGACGACCUGGCUGUCGAAUUGUCAGCCUUCAUAACACCAUCAAGCACUGUCAUUCCGUACUACAUUCUCCUCAAGAUAUCCCAAUGGUCUCGUUCACCAGCAGGUCUCAAAGCACUGCAGAGCUCUUCGCUGGAUCCUCAAUCUUAUUCCAUGGUCUCUCUGCUUGCUGGCACGCGAACAUCACCAGAAAAGAAGUUUCCAGCAUACGUGGCAAAGGAUCCAGAAACAGAGCGCCGGCAGGCAGCAAAUGACAAGAAGGCAGUGUCUACGGUCGUUAAUGGCGUCCUCAGCGUUGCAGGAACCGGUUUUGCAACAUGGUGGGCAAGUGAACGUAUGGGCCUGCGCCUUGAAUGGGUAUGAAUCAUCCGCUGGGUGUUAUCUGAUACUCAUAUAUGUCUAUGCAGAGAGUUUUGUUCGCAACAUCUGUUGCUCUCGUUGUUGCCCUUGCAGAAAUUAUACUGUUCAUGAUAUGGGACUCUCGCCGAUCAAACACGAAAACAGGACAUGCUCCGCGCAUACUAUCGAGGAAUGAGAAGCUCGUGAAAGACUCUGAUAAAGCUGACAUAGUGGAUGCCACCGCAGCUUCUUCCAGCACAGACCCAUAUCACUCUGCAUUACGCCAACGCCUAGUUCAACCUGCU